AUGGCAUCUCCACGGACGAGAAGAAUAUUACAGGAACUUAAGAGCGUCGAUAAUAAUAAUAAAUGCUUCGAAUGCAAUACUCAUAGUCCACAAUGGGUCAGUGUCACGUACGGUAUCUAUAUUUGUUUGGAAUGCUCAGGGAAACAUCGUGGCUUGGGCGUUCAUGUCAGCUUCGUGAGAUCUGUAACAAUGGAUAAAUGGAAAGAUAUCGAAUUAGAGAAAAUGAAAGUUGGUGGAAAUAGACAGGCAAGAGAAUUUUUCGAUUCUCAAGAGACUUGGGAUGAAUCUGACAAUAUCAACAAGCGAUACAAUAGCUUAGCAGCAGCUUUAUAUAGAGAUAAAAUAACAGCACUGGCUGAAGGACGAGAAUGGGAUAUUCAGAGUGCAAAGCAAAACAUUGAAAAACAAAAAAGGAGCCUUCCACAAUCCAAGAGUACAGGUGCAAUAUCCAAUUAUCAAACUGAUGAAGCAAGCUACCAAAAUGCCAAUAGUCGACAAGUUUAUGAUCAAAAAGAACGCUAUUUUGAUAGAAUUCAGAAUGAAAAUGCUAUGCGACCUGAUCACAUUCCUCCUUCUCAAGGGGGUCGUUAUGCAGGCAAGUCGUCAAGUUUUGGCAAUCAAGCUUCAAAUCCACCUGUUAGAAGUAAUAGCGAGUUUUUCAAUAUGGAUACUACAUGGACGUCGUUGUCUUCAGGAUGGAGCAUGCUUUCGUCUAGUGCAACAAAAAUUGCUUUGACUGCGAAAGACAAUGCUGUCAAGUAUGGGAAUAUAGCUACUCAAAAAGUGAAAGAAUCAAAUUUACUAGACAUUGCUGGUAAAGAAGUCACUCAAUUGGCUUCUAAGGUUUCUGAAUUGGGAAAGAAGGGCUUCGGUGGCAUAGCAGGAUCGAGUAGCUACAAUGACAUUGAUAAUAAUACAGGCAACGAGCAUGCAAUUAAUGAAGAUUGGACUUUUCCUGAAAGCGAUGCAAGUAACAACGGAAGUCAUCAAUCAUAUCAAAACUAUGAUGACUCAGACGAUAAGUUCCAGGAAUUUACUAGGACAGAGAAGACAGUUAAACGUGAUACAAACAUUUCCAGCGAUUUCCAAAAUUUAGAUAUCAAGUCGGGUGUUAAAGGAAGCACUAAUGGCAACAGUAAAAAGGGCAAAAACGACAAGGAAGAUGAUCUAUGGGACAUGCUUAAUAACUAA
This is a messenger RNA of Chironomus riparius, 1191 nucleotides long. NCBI's taxonomy places the organism in Eukaryota, Metazoa, Arthropoda, Insecta, Diptera, Chironomidae. The record is from the annotation of a GenBank genome assembly.